AGUUUCAAUGGUCCAAGGUGAGUUCAAUACGUGAAGUAUACGUUGAACCACCAACAUUCUGUUACUUGAUUGAGCUUGUCGUGAUUAUUGAUUAACUCUUCUUUUAUGAAUAAAUAAUGGGUUUUUUGAUACAAUGGUCCUUUACUCAAGGAUUCAUAUUAGGACAGUUGUUAACGAUUUCAGUUAUUUACGUAUUUCUCCGGUUUUUUCUGUUUUGUAAUCCUCCACCGCAAGACUUAGCCAAAGAAGAAGAAAAGAUAGAGGCAAUUAAAUCCCAACAGGCAAAACCUUCUCCUACUUCUUCUCCAGAUGUUGCGAAUGUCACUGACAACGCUAGACACUAUUUUCAAGAUACCCACUCGACUUUAGAUUCGGAAUUUUUGGAUGCUCUUUACAAUGUUAAUGAACAUGAACCUGAAUCAUUAGAUUGGUUCAAUGUUCUAAUUGCUCAAGCUUUAACACAAUUCAGACAUGAUGCAAGCUCGAAUAACGUUGCUUUAAGAAGGUUAGAAGCAGUCCUAAAUAAAGGUACUCAAGAUAGGACAAUGGUGGAUCACAUCUACGUGAAAAACCUUUCACUGGGUAGAGGAUUCCCUGUUUUUAGUCACUGUAGAGUUUUACGCCGAGAGGAAGGUUCUUCUCAUUUACGAGCAGAAAUGUUAGUUUCUUUGAAGGAUAAUCUCACAUGUACGGUUGAAACAAAGCUGCUACUGAAUUUCCCAAAGCCUUCAUUUGCGACACUCCCUCUGUCAAUAACUAUUAGCAUGCGAAGAUUUGUUGGAAAGAUGAUGAUUCAUUUUUCUCCAAGCAAUGGAGCAGAUCAGCCAGCUUAUUUUAACUUUUCAUUCGAUCCAGAUUUUGUUUUCUCUUUAGAAGUUAAUUCUCUUAUAGGAGCUAGAUCGAAACUACAGGAUAUUCCUAAAAUCACACAAUUAAUUGACUCUCGUGUCCGUCAAUGGUUUAUAGCUCGUUGUGUUUCCCCUCAAUUUCAACAAAUCGCUAUACCAAAUUUUUGGCCCACUUCCGCCAAAGAAGGACAUGCACGCUCACAAACAAGCGCAGACGUACAUGGCAAUAUGUGAUAGAAUGCAAAAAUAGAAAAAUAUUAAUUAGUGUAUUUUAUUUUUGCCUCUUUGACAAAAACGGUGGGUAUUUGCGACCGGGUAUCCAUCCGUUUAUUUCAUGUUUGAGCCACCACCGGUUACAUUCAAAAAUUACUCCCUCCAUACUCAUUCUGUUGAUUAUCCUCGCAAUGUUUCUAGAAUCAUCAAUGCCACUAUGUUGGUUUCCCUCAAAUCGAAGAUUCCAUCGUUGUAACAUUCCUUCAAUGUUAACUCUUGGUACAUGGUACACAUCGGAAAAAUAAGCUCGAAUGUCAACAAAGUGACCUUUUAUCCAGUCCGGAAUCUGUGUAUUGCUGAAUUUGAACUAUGAUGUUAGCUGACAUGGAGAAUUUAAAACCUGUAGUAUUUUAUUUUUGAUGGAGGUCAUUUUGAUUAAACACCAGAUUGAAUACCUGUUUCGCAAUGAACGAUGCCAUAUCCCAGGGACCAUCGCAUGCCCAAGCCCAAUUUUUUGGCUGACUCCUCGGAAUCGCUCGUGAAGGUUCGAGGAUUUUAACUUCAUCAAUUGAUGGUUCAAGGAUAGCUUUAUGUUGUCUUAAAAAUUCCGUUAGGUUUUCGAGUACCUGCUGGAACGGCGAUGCUUCAUCUAUAACUGAUUGUUGUAUCCCAGUUAAGGAUUUACAAUAGUCAGAUAAUAUAGGAUUCAUAUUUGGCCGAACAUAAGAAUGAAAUUCGUCGAUAAUCUCAUUCGUAUCCAAGUCAUAAAGCAGACACGGAAAUUCUAUUAUUUCAUUAUCAAAGGUAAAUCCACAUCCUUCCUCACAAGUAGCUUCAACGUCAACAAUUAAUAAGUAUCGA
Molecule: messenger RNA, 1922 nt
Organism: Schizosaccharomyces octosporus yFS286
Lineage: Eukaryota; Fungi; Ascomycota; Schizosaccharomycetes; Schizosaccharomycetales; Schizosaccharomycetaceae
Product: Mdm10/Mdm12/Mmm1 complex subunit Mmm1
Exons: 3
Coding region: 117-1082 (321 amino acids)
Biological process (GO): mitochondrion organization; phospholipid transport
Cellular component (GO): ERMES complex; endoplasmic reticulum
Molecular function (GO): lipid binding
Source: RefSeq, a predicted model, not a curated record